AUGGAGAACGGCGCCGGCGUUGGCAACGGGGCAGCUGCUGCGGCGGCGGAGGCUUUGCCGGCACCGGUGGCGGCAACGGCGGUGCGGGAGCAGGACCGUCUGAUGCCGAUCGCGAACGUGACCCGGAUCAUGCGUCGCAUGCUGCCUCCCCACGCCAAGAUCUCGGACGACGCCAAGGAGCUGAUCCAGGACUGCGUGUCGGAGUUCAUCAGCUUCGUGACCGGCGAGGCGAACGAGCGGUGCCACGCCGAGCACCGCAAGACCGUCACCGCCGAGGACGUGGUCUGGGCCAUGGACAACCUCGGCUUCGACGACUACGUCAUGCCCCUCACCGCCUUCCUCCAGCGCAUGCGCGGGUGCGAGGCCCGGGUCGGCGCCGCUGCAAGGGCGCCGUCCCGCGCGCAGCACAUGGCCACCGCGCCGGGAAACGGCGUGCAGGUUCAGAUGCAUCGGGCCGUGUACGCGCCACCGGCUCCGGCGCAGGGGUAUGCCGUCGCGAUGGAGCCGCUAGUGCAGGCCACCGUCGUCUCACCGCACAUCGCGGGCGGCCAGGGUCAGCAGGGCGACGUGCUUUGCACAGAACAUGCUGUGACUCGGCAGUACCUUGGGAAUGGAGCUUACGCGGGUAGCAGCAGGAGCCGUGGAGGCUGUGGCGACGAGGAAAGCUCGUCGAGCGGCGCGCCGGUGACGGCGACUGGCACGGCGCUCCCAGACCCACAGUAG
This is a messenger RNA of Lolium rigidum, 723 nucleotides long. RefSeq names its product nuclear transcription factor Y subunit B-8-like. Gene Ontology annotation, cellular component: nucleus; CCAAT-binding factor complex. The record is from RefSeq and is a predicted model, not a curated record. Lineage: Eukaryota; Viridiplantae; Streptophyta; Magnoliopsida; Poales; Poaceae. Gene Ontology annotation, biological process: regulation of transcription by RNA polymerase II. Gene Ontology annotation, molecular function: protein heterodimerization activity; DNA-binding transcription activator activity, RNA polymerase II-specific; RNA polymerase II cis-regulatory region sequence-specific DNA binding. The transcript has a single exon. The coding region runs from base 1 to 723 and encodes 240 amino acids.